AUGAACGGUUGGGUGGCUCGGAGUCUAGCGCGGCGUGCUGCGGCCCUAGGCCUGGGGCUGCGGGUACUGCUCGGCUUCGGGCUGUGCCUGGAGACCGCCUCGACUCCGAUCCAGACCUGGUCCUCUACCCAGGACCCAGGCCCUAGCGCAGGCUCGUGCCCGCCCACCAACUUCCAGUGCCGGAGCGAUGGCCGUUGCGUGCCCCUCAUCUGGCGUUGUGAUGUUGACCAGGACUGCCUUGAUGGCAGUGAUGAAGAAGAGUGUGGUACUGAGGUACCCAUUGGCAGCCGCUCCCCUUGUGACAUCAUGGAUGACUGCCCUGACCGCAACAGGAAUCGUCUCAACUGUGGGCCCCAGCCCUGUCCUGAAGGCGAGCUGUGCUGCACGCUGGACGGUCUGUGUAUCCCAAGCACGUGGCUCUGCGAUGGCCACCCAGACUGUUCCGACUACAGCGACGAGCUUGGCUGCGGAACCAAGACCCACCAGGAGGGGAGCGCCACGUCCAUGGGGACGCCUGUGACCCUGGAGAGUGUCACUUAUCCCAGGAAUGCCACAGUCACCGCCAUCGAGGACCAGGACUCCGUUCAGUCUGGAAACCGAAGUGCCUAUGGGAUUAUCGCAGCUGUAGCGGUACUCAGUGUCAGUCUGGCUGCUGGCAUUCUCUUCGCAUUGUCACGGCUCUGUGCCCAGGGAUGCCUGGCCCCGCUGCGGCUGCUGGUGUCCGUGAAGAGGUCACUGCAGCCAGAGAGGAAGACCUCGGUGCUCUGA
Molecule: messenger RNA, 768 nt
Organism: Rangifer tarandus platyrhynchus (Svalbard reindeer)
Lineage: Eukaryota; Metazoa; Chordata; Mammalia; Artiodactyla; Cervidae
Source: the annotation of a GenBank genome assembly